UGGUAGCAAAAGCCAAAACCCAAAGAUGGGAACAAAAACAAAAGUGUCUACAAUGGCGUCUUUCAUUGCCACUCUACUAGUGGCAAUAGUUGCACUAUGCUUCCCCUUGGAGACAAAUGCCAAUUACUAUUAUUCGUCUCCGCCACCACCAAAAAAAUUACAUCCACCAUCAUCUCCACCACCUCCACCCAAGAAGCCAUAUGUUUAUAAGUCACCACCACCACCACCACCACCACCGGAGAAGCCGUAUGUGUACAAGUCUCCACCACCGCCACCGAAGAAGCCAUAUGUGUACAAAUCACCUCCACCUCCUCCUCCUCCUAAGAAGCCAUGCAAGUCUCCACCAUCACCUCCACCACCCAAGAAGCCAUAUGUGUACAAAUCACCUCCACCUCCUCCUCCUCCUAAGAAGCCAUGCAAGUCUCCACCAUCACCUCCACCACCCAAGAAGCCAUAUGUGUACAAAUCACCUCCACCUCCACCUCCUCCUAAGAAGCCAUAUGAGUACAAGUCUCCACCUCCACCACCCAAGAAGCCAUAUGUAUACAAGUCACCUCCUCCCCCACCGAAGAAGCCUUAUGUGUACAAAUCACCUCCACCUCCACCCAAGAAGCCAUAUGUGUACAAGUCUCCACCUCCACCACCCAAGAAGCCAUAUGUAUACAAGUCACCUCCUCCCCCACCGAAGAAGCCUUAUGUGUACAAAUCACCUCCACCUCCACCCAAGAAGCCAUAUGUGUACAAGUCUCCACCUCCACCACCCAAGAAGCCAUAUGUAUACAAGUCACCUCCUCCCCCACCGAAGAAGCCUUAUGUGUACAAAUCACCUCCACCUCCACCCAAGAAGCCAUAUGUGUACAAGUCCUCACCUCCACCACCCAAGAAGCCAUAUGUAUACAAGUCACCUCCUCCCCCACCGAAGAAGCCUUAUGCGUACAAAUCACCUCCACCUCCUCCUAUGAAGCCAUAUGUGUACAAGUCUCCACCUCCACCACCCAAGAAGCCAUAUGUAUACAAGUCACCUCCUCCACCGAAGAAGCCUUAUGUGUAUAAGUCCCCUCCUCCACCUCCUCCAAAGAAGCCCUACGUGUACAAGUCCCCACCACCGCCACCACCUCCCAAGAAGCCCUACGUGUACAAGUCCCCUCCACCGCCACCUCCAGUUUACAAGUACAAGUCUCCUCCACCACCUCCUCCAGUGUACAAGUCUCCCCCUCCUCCUCCAGUGUAUCACCCACCACCCCACCAUUACUACUACAGUUCGCCUCCUCCUCCUCCUUACCACUACCACGAAUCAGACACCAGAUUCUAAGGGAAUAAGAAUGUUCAGCAAAAGAGUAGUUUCCGGACUGAAAGUGAUGUGAAAGCGAUGGAAGAUGAAGAAGAAGAAUAAAAUAAGCUGCGAAGGAAAAUGUGCUUCCUUAUCCAGCAUGCAUGUUCUCUUUCAGAUAGUUUUACAGUGUGUUUUAUUUACCAA
This is a messenger RNA of Olea europaea var. sylvestris, 1477 nucleotides long. Its product is annotated as extensin-3-like. The transcript is spliced from 2 exons. Lineage: Eukaryota; Viridiplantae; Streptophyta; Magnoliopsida; Lamiales; Oleaceae. The record is from RefSeq and is a predicted model, not a curated record. Bases 26 to 1312 code for a protein of 428 amino acids. Gene Ontology annotation, biological process: plant-type cell wall organization. Gene Ontology annotation, molecular function: structural constituent of cell wall.